AUGGUCCCUGAGGUCCGGCGUGGGCAAGGAACCAUGCGCGCAGGGGGAGAACAGCAAACUCCCUAAGAUGCAGAGAAGCCGAAUGCCUGCCAAGAGAUAACGACCACCAGAAGCUGCCACAAAGAUGAUUAAAAGAAAUGCUGACCACCUGGAACCUUAUCUCGCUUUCUCAAGGCCCAUAAACUUUAUUCUGCUACAACUGUCUCUCUAAAAUCUUUCCUUUUUCUGGUCAUUGAUUGCUAAUUAAAAAACAUACGUAAUUUAAUAAUUAGGCUAAUGCAAAUGAAACAUUACUAAACACUGUGUUAUAAUAGAAUUGUUGGUUUAAUAAUCUUUCUAUUAUGUGCUUAACUUUAGUACCUUUGAUAUUAACUACAUUAUAAUAUAAAUUUACCUAUGACAAUUAAUUAUGAGUAAACAUAAGUAGAUAAUAGUAGUAGUAAUUAGUACAAGAAUAUAGAAAGAGUUAAUAACCUGUCUACUUAGGAAUGCAGCUAGGUCCAGAUGUAUUUUGGACAUAAAUCACUGCCCUGUCAAUGAUAAGCUAAACCUAUGAACAAACUGAUUUCUUUGAUGUUCACUGUUCCUAUGCCUUUAGAAAAAACAAAUAUAUACUGACCACUAACAAAAAUAAAGUUACACUCAGAUUUACACUCUCUCUUGAAGUGUGUCUGUUUGUCAUUUCUUUAACCGAAUCCCUGACCACCUUGCGCAGUCUCUCAACCCUGAGACGGCCUCAUUGCCUACUGCUGUGCUGGUCCGCGGCAGGUGGCGCCCGAACGUGGGGCCCGAUUUCAAAUUUUGCUGAGUUGUCCACCUAAAGAAAGAGAGCUAACCUUUUGUGUGACUUUGAGUACAAUUCUUCCAGGGAGUUGACAUAGAGCUAAACUAAAAUGUGGAGAAACUGCUGCUUUGUUCGUAGGGUUCCAGAGACCUCUGAAAAUGAUGAGGAAGCUUGCCUCCAUUGGCAGGACUAAAUAACCCAGUUCCCUGAACAGAAAGCUCUGUCAUAAAGCCUGAACUCUUUCGUCUUUUCACUGCCAUUAAUGAUGUACACUUCAAACAACCUGGACAGGACACCGAUAAGAUCCCAGUGCGUGCCUACGUUGGAUACCCCUUCGUUAUACUUCUGGGGAAUGCCUCAGCUGCAUGCAUUCAAUUGCGUGGGUCUUCUUACUCCAUUCAUUGUUCUGGCUGCAUUGUUACUAAUUGUAUUGUCCCCUCUCUUGCUCGUUUGUAUCCUGUUGUAAUCUUACUUAAAAAAAAAAAAACCCCUAUGUUAUGUUACCUGUUGAUUUACAUGAUAUACCUUGGUAUGAUAAUACUGCCAUGCAAAUUUUAGAUGAAGUACAUGCCCUUCUUCGUCCUAAACGUUUUAUUGCCACCCUUAUUCUAGGAAUUGCUGCUCUAAUUUCCCUGGUUACCUCCUUAGCUACUUCCUCUGUUGCUUUAGUUCAGGAAGCUAAGACAGCUUCUUUUGUAAAUGACCUUACCAAAAACGUGUCCAUGGCGCUGUCUACACAGCGGGACAUUGACUAUAAGUUAGAAAGAAAGUUAAAUGCUCUGGAAGAAAUUGUUAUUGCUAUUAGUGAUGAGGUUCAACUUCUCAAACAACAACUGUCUACUCGUUGCCACGUUCAGUUUCGUUUCAUUUGUGUUACACCUUUACGUUAUAAUUCUUCCCUGCAUUGGAAUCUUACUAAAUACCACCUAUUGGGCAUCUGGCAUGACAAUGACCUUUCUCAUGAUCUCUCGUCCCUUCAAUCUGAAAUCUCUGCUAUCAGUAAAUCUCAUCUGGAUACUUCAGUCUCUUCCUUUGCCCAUUCUCUGGCUUCCACUCUCCAAUCUUUAACUCCUGCUCACUGGUAUCAUCUUCUUUUCUCCUUCCUUAUUCUUUCCCUAUUUGUCCUGCUCCUUUGUUUGUUUAUUCCCCUCUGUGUCCGCUCACUUCACAGGUCCAUCUACCGCAUCCAGUGUGACAUGUAUGCUUACCAACUUCGUUCUAAAAUCAAAGGGGGACCUGCUGCACCUCCCCCUGCAGUGACCCUCAGGGCUAAUAAUGGCUGUUGCCAUGGUCCCUGAGGUCCGGCGUGGGCAAGGAACCAUGCGCGCAGGGGGAGAACAGCAAACUCCCUAAGAUGCAGAGAAGCCGAAUGCCUGCCAAGAGAUAACGACCACCAGAAGCUGCCACAAAGAUGAUUAAAAGAAAUGCUGACCACCUGGAACCUUAUCUCGCUUUCUCAAGGCCCAUAAACUUUAUUCUGCUACAACUGUCUCUCUAAAAUCUUUCCUUUUUCUGGUCAUUGAUUGCUAAUUAAAAAACAUACGUAAUUUAAUAAUUAGGCUAAUGCAAAUGAAACAUUACUAAACACUGUGUUAUAAUAGAAUUGUUGGUUUAAUAAUCUUUCUAUUAUGUGCUUAACUUUAGUACCUUUGAUAUUAACUACAUUAUAAUAUAAAUUUACCUAUGACAAUUAAUUAUGAGUAAACAUAAGUAGAUAAUAGUAGUAGUAAUUAGUACAAGAAUAUAGAAAGAGUUAAUAACCUGUCUACUUAGGAAUGCAGCUAGGUCCAGAUGUAUUUUGGACAUAAAUCACUGCCCUGUCAAUGAUAAGCUAAACCUAUGAACAAACUGAUUUCUUUGAUGUUCACUGUUCCUAUGCCUUUAGAAAAAACAAAUAUAUACUGACCACUAACAAAAAUAAAGUUACACUCAGAUUUACACUCUCUCUUGAAGUGUGUCUGUUUGUCAUUUCUUUAACCGAAUCCCUGACCACCCUGCGCAGUCUCUCAACCCUGAGACGGCCUCAUUGCCUACUGCUGUGCUGGUCCGCGGCAAAUUUAGUGAUCAAAUUAAACAACCUGGUCCUAACUGAAUCACAGUGAAUGUUUAAACUUAUUUCCAAAGUUAUUUCAGUAGAUUUUUAUUUAAGAUGACUCAGUUUGCUGUAGUUUAAAAGGAAAUUCACAUGAAUUCCAUGAGU
Talpa occidentalis (Iberian mole) is the source of this 2984-nucleotide messenger RNA. RefSeq names its product endogenous retrovirus group K member 7 Env polyprotein-like. Gene Ontology annotation, molecular function: structural molecule activity. The transcript is spliced from 2 exons. NCBI's taxonomy places the organism in Eukaryota, Metazoa, Chordata, Mammalia, Eulipotyphla, Talpidae. The record is from RefSeq and is a predicted model, not a curated record. Bases 1282 to 2082 code for a protein of 266 amino acids.